Cydia pomonella (codling moth) is the source of this 2609-nucleotide messenger RNA. RefSeq lists its product as uncharacterized. NCBI's taxonomy places the organism in Eukaryota, Metazoa, Arthropoda, Insecta, Lepidoptera, Tortricidae. The transcript has 2 exons. Bases 1114 to 2058 code for a protein of 314 amino acids. The record is from RefSeq and is a predicted model, not a curated record.
UACCCGACCGUCACAUAGGCUGCCCUGAACGGGUACUAUUAGUAUGUACAUAUCAUGUAAGUACAUAACAAGCAACAAAGUUAGUAAGUACCUUCGCAACGCCUUAUUAUUAGGGAUAACUUUUUUCGAUAACUCAAAAACGGCUUAACUAGUCCUGUACCCCUAGUGUAAAUUUAUUCGAUGGCGCAACGUGACGUACGCGUUUGCGUUAAGUCACAUUUUGUAUGGGAUUUUGAGUUUCCAAAACGUUCCGCUCGGCGCGCUGUUUCUAAAUCCCAUACUAAAUGAGACUUAACGCAAACGCGUACGUCACGUUACGAAAUCGAAUAAAUUUACACUAGGGGCUCUGAUCGCUAUAGUUUUCAUUGAAACUUUUUAUUAGCCUCUACAUUCACGAUUUUUCACGAAACUAUUCAUUUUAUGACAAAAUAAUUGCUAAUGACUCGUAUUCGAUUUGAAAGACCAACCCCAUACCAUAGCGUUAAGGCGAAAAAAAAACAUCGUUCCCACUUUUAUUACAUUCUGAAUAAACUUGUAUCCAGAAUUAUAGUAUAGUGACCACCGUUUAAAAUAAUUAUAGUUAAUUUAUUGGGUAUGUAAAACUGUUACUGAGACGGAGAGUUGUUAUCGAGAUUUAAAAUACUUAUAUGAAUGAAUACAUAUUAAUAGCAUUUUAUUCUGGACUCGAGACAAGUAGCAGGUAGAAUUAAUUCGAAUUCCUAAUUAAUUAGUAAAUCAAGCAAUUUCAAUGUUUUUGUUACAUUCCCUUAUUCAAAAUUAAAUUACAAUCUAAUUGUAAGAUUUAAGCUCCGCUCAAGUAUCAAGUUCUAUUAAGCGUCCUACGUCUACCAGCACUUUGGCCUGGUCGUUUAUGUACGGAAUGAUCUACAAACUUCAUGCCCAGCGUUUCAAUUUGAACCUUAUCACGUUGUUAUAAAGUCGACAUUCUUGUGGCAGUUAGUACUUUUUUUAUCACAUUAUAGCUUUAGACGAUUCCUAUUGGUUGAAACGUUGCGAGUGAAACUGAACGCCAUUCCGCGCCCAGCGACCACCGCGAGCGGGUGUAUAAUAAGUUCUCACGAAAUAAUAUUUUACAGGAAUUUACUUAAAAUAAUGAAACGUUGCUGCGCGUACGGUUGCAAAGCAAAAAGCGGUCCCGGGACCAGAUUCUUCAAUUUCCCCGCGUGUAAGGAACGAUCGAAAGAAUGGUUACGAGCUCUAAAUCGCCUAGACAUCCUCGCCGACCUGAAUGAAGACAGACGCAACCUGCUGAAUUUCUACUAUGUCUGCGGAGCACACAUCUCCAAACGCAACAAGGACACGGGUAUUCCUGUCCUUCACAUUGUAAGCAAAGGUACAUGUACAGAUCAAAACACUAAUACUGAGGAGAAAGGCACUUCAACGGCAGAUCUGAUACGGAAUCAACCAAGCAAAGGCACGUCGACAUCAGACCUGAUGUUACGGAAACUAAGCAGAACAUCUAUAGACAUUAUUGACAUACAACCUACAGCUUACGACGGCCCCACACAGCAUAAUGUGGCUUCUAAUCGUCUCUUAAACAAACCUGCACCUCCAAUGGUUUCAAGUAAUAAGCCUCGCACCGGAUACAAAGCAGCAGGCGAUAUUUAUAAAAAAUCUGCAAAGCCCGUUGAAACACCCCAAACCUGUCCUAAACUAAGGACUUUUAGAAAGAAUACACCCACGUUACCAACGAUAGCUGUUCCGAAACUGCAAACGGAUAUACCUGCAACAAGUCAAUCGCCAAAUGUACAAUGUGAUAACAGAAAUAUCAGUGAAAGUAACAAGACAGAAAUAAAAACUGAAGAGAACACUCUAGUCCUGGAUGAUAUUGUAAUGGCUUUAUCAGAACGCCAAAGAAAUGGGCAGGAUUUGGAAUCAUCUAUGGACGGACGUAAAAUAACGUUUAAAGUUAAAAUGAGUUUGCCAUAUUUCUCUGUAGAAGAGGCCACAACGUCAGGCACCAUUAAACGUGAACUUGAUGACGAUGAAAUUGAAGAAAAUGUUAACAUAACAGAAAAGAGAACUAAACCAGGAUAAUUUGAAGAGAAUCAAAAUGUAAACAAAACAAUUGAUUGUGAUAUUUCUUUAGAUAGGUAGUUGAUAAUAUAUUCCGCAAAUGUUCAUCAAUAAGAAAAUAAAGGUUGUUAUUAGCAAACGAAUGUGCCAAAAAGUCCAAAUAAUUAGUAAUGAUUUUUAUAAUAAAUAAUUUUAUAAUAAACUUUUAUUUCCCGCAAAGUUAUUAAUUAGCGUGGGCAAAAAAACCUCUGAAGCUGUUCGAAACAUGUUUUUUGCCGAAACCGAAGAUUCGGCUGUGGCUCUAGUUUCGGCCGAAAUCGAAGCUUUUGUAGAUUUGUUAAAAUCGUUGAAAAAAAAUCAUAAAACCGCUUUAAAACACUUAUUAAGACUGCGUCGACUGGCCCUAAGGGAAUUGUUUUCCAAUAAACCAAUUAAUUUCUGUAGGUAAUACAUAAAUCAGUACCUAUAUUAAAUAUUGUUACCCAACUUUAUUUAUAAGAAUGUUUACAUGUAACUAAGAAAAUAUUUUUAUAUUACACUUAUACAUAAAAAAUAAAAUACAUCCAAAAAUC